AUGGCGAAAUUGAUGAGAGUCCCGUUGGCCAUUUGCGCAAUAAGUCUCCACUUGUUUGAAUUCAUAUACGCAGUGGAAUAUGAUUUCAUAGAUAGUAUGAGCUCUUUGUAUACCAAUGCCGUAGUUGCAUUCCAGAUGAACAUGGAUGACAUUGGGAUUGCAUCUCUGACAUGUCCACACCAAGUCAACGGUACUGAGUAUGUAUGGCAUCCCCAAUCAACCUCUGAUCAUGACGUCAGUCUCAAAACAUAUGUGAUUGAAGACGGCAAGUUUCACUCCGUCCUUUUUUCGAAGGUAGUGGUCACCGAAGUACCACGCUCAUAUGCUUGGAAAGUGUCAAACGACUCGCAAACUGAGUUGCAUAUCGAUCUAAUGGAUGAAUAUAUACAUGCCAUUACUGAAGAACGUGUGGUAUUCAUUUGUGGUCCUAGGGAUUUGGUAUUGAGUGAUGCGCUGCAAGGACAACUUGCUCGCCUCAACGGAUUUCGUCUCAUAGAAGAAAUUCCUUGGACUCCAGUCACUUCAUUGGUACAAGAAAUGUCAAAUAUAGGAAAGGGUCUGGGCGUAUUCUUUUUGAAUAGAAGAAACACAUCCCUUCCCCUUCAAGGUUGUGGAAGCCGUCCUUCAUCUCUUUUUGCUUCGGAUAAUGUUACCGUGGACUCCGAAACGGGCACACGGUCGUGUGUGGUAGAUCCGGUAUCAGAAUCGCCAAUCGGUUUUAUUUGUGAAGGGCGCACUGAACCGGAUGAUUGCAUGAGGCAUCUCUUGGACAAGAUGAACAGAGUUGUGAGUGCUCCUACACCACAUUCAUAUAAGCAUGUAUAUAAUCGUGGAAAAUGGGUUGUGGCGAGAUAUUUUAAUGGCUUAGCAUUACCCCGUUUCAACGGCGAAUGCCGGUGCAUAGAUCCUUUGACUGGUCACGUGAAAGCAAGGAUGGAGAUCCGUUGGAAAACUGAAUACGUUUGUGACAUAGCUAGCAUGAUUGCUCGUAACAGGUUGAAGCCUAUUAGUGGCCCCUGGUGUUCAGUGAUGCUACAUCCGGGUGCUACGUUCACCAUAAAGUUGCCAAAACAGACAGUCAAGUCGGCUGCUGCUGACUCGGAAUUCGAAGAAGACGGCGAUGUUGACUAUGAUCCUUCGACAGUCCCAUUAUCGCAACUUCCAUCUACCCAUGAAUACGAAACUGAAUUCAAGCCGGACAUGUCGUUGGUAGUACGCCAAAGACAAACAAUUUAUGACAUCGAUCAUUACGACGAAAUCUUGAUCCACGAAGCAUUCACUGGCGGCGCGAUCGAGGUAGAUGUAUCCCAAGUGGAGGGAGGAGAGGUGACGCUGAAGUACCGUAUGGACAGACCUCUGGCGUUACGAAAAGGAUACAACUCGUUUUUAUAUCAUUGGACAGUCAUAUCUAGGAACGAAUACGUUCUCGAAAAAAUACGCGCUGUAGUGAACGUCUCAUUCGCGCCUACAUAUCGCUACAAUAUUAUUGGUUGUGACAGAUGGAGGUCAGGUAUGUUUGAUCCGGCAAAUGAUAUUGGCUCUCUUACAAUUAGAUACAUGCGGAAUGGUAUGCCUUUAACAUCUGAAUGGCUGUUAGAUGUCAGGAGUGGCGAGGAGCAAGCCGGCAUUCAAUGCGGGGACAAUGAGGAGCUGCUUCCAAACAAUUGCGAGUCCACAGGGUACGAUCUUUCCUCCAAUCAGAUUGCGCCAUUUCCUACAGCUGUGCGCAAUGUCACACUUUACCCCGUUCGAGGAUUUCAGGUAUUCGACAUGAGCUUCCAAAAUGUGCCCGUCAGUCACGCUUGCAGUUGUGUCGAUGAACAUGGAUACGAGACAUCUCGACUUAUUUUAAAAUCCAACCGUCGUGAGGAGUAUGAGUAUACAGUCAGACGUGAAGACGCAAAUCAAAGAUUGCUGCCUUACUUAUUACUUCCCUUGAAUGAGGUGGCAUAUUUACACGACCAUCACGCUUCUUUGCGAUCAAUUGUGCUACACAACACACCCCAGAGACCUAUAAAACUACAUUGGGGCACAGAAUUCUCGAUGCGGUGUGUUCUGGAUGAUGCGUUGUACAACGGUGAUGAUAACGCCAUCACACUACCUAACUGGUUACCAUAUUAUGUUCAAUUCAACCAUUACACUGUAGAGACGACCGCAGAAGGAACUAUGCUAGUUCCAAAGCGAAAGGAAGAUAGAAUAGCUGGCACAAAAGGUGGAAUAGAGAUCAUUAUGUUAGAAGAUAACAAUCAAUAUAGUUAUUUUACAAUAAAAUCCAAUAGCGGCGCAAUUUUGGUAUCCAGGGAUCCAGAUAACUCGGAGUACGUGCCAAUGAUAUUCGUUUGCGGUAAGGAGCUAUCAGAAUCAGAUUUUGAUCAAAUCGACGAUGUCGAGUAUGCAGCUGACAUUCCCCUGACUUUAACGCCGUUGGAGGAAUACACGUGGAACGUAGUUCAAAUUGACGUAGAGAUGACGGACCCAUACAUGCAAGGGUGCGGAAUUACUGAGUCAAGAGAUACGUUAUUCAAGCCCGAGACACCUAAACUCUACGAUGCUGACAGACAACAAAUCGGCUGCAAGAUUGACAUUCAGACCGCUAAAGAAGCAGCAUUCUACUGCCCGGCGCCGUACGUACUCGACCCACCCAACUGCUUCGACCAAGUGUUAGUGGAGGGUGAAGUGAAGAACUUGAGUGACAUCAGCCAGUCUUUGGUAGCAUCACAUUCCAAUCACUUCGUAACCGUGCGUCUAUAUAGUUCAGUUGUAGGGCCAUACGAGAUCCUGCGCCAAACCCCGCCGUUGGAGUGCCGAUGUGUCACCAUCAAGGGCAUAGUCCUAUCCACCAUCCAGAUCGAAAACUAUUACGCCAAAGUAUGA
Molecule: messenger RNA, 2874 nt
Organism: Babesia bigemina
Lineage: Eukaryota; Apicomplexa; Aconoidasida; Piroplasmida; Babesiidae
Exons: 1
Coding region: 1-2874 (957 amino acids)
Source: RefSeq, a predicted model, not a curated record